Messenger RNA from Trichoplax adhaerens, 999 nucleotides. RefSeq lists its product as uncharacterized. The transcript has 2 exons. Gene Ontology annotation, biological process: G protein-coupled receptor signaling pathway. Gene Ontology annotation, cellular component: membrane. The coding region runs from base 1 to 999 and encodes 332 amino acids. Lineage: Eukaryota; Metazoa; Placozoa; Uniplacotomia; Trichoplacea; Trichoplacidae. Gene Ontology annotation, molecular function: G protein-coupled receptor activity. The record is from RefSeq and is a predicted model, not a curated record.
AUGGCAAUUUUCUCGAAUUCGACCAGUAAUAACAUCUUUAGCAAAAAUUUCGACUUGGUUUUAUGCGUUUUACUUAUCAGUAUUAUUAGUAUAAUCUUCAAUAUCGUUGUUUGCUCUCUCAUAUCAAACAGUGCUCGACUUCGACAACCUUUUCAUCUUUUAAUCGCAAAUUUAGCGCUUGCUGAUAUUCUUUAUGGCUGUUCAUCGAUUUUAAGAUGCAUUAUGAUUAUCUUCACUGCCGAUUAUAAUUAUUCCUUAGAUAUUAGGCAGUUACUGCGUAAGAACGUCAAGAUUUUAUGUGGCAUUACCAAUUUUAUUGCAGCAGUAGCUAUGUCGAAUUCUAUGAUGACAUUAGCUGCUAUUGGAAUAGAAAGAUAUCGCGGCAUUAUUCAUCCACUUACUGGACCGAUUCAUAGGAAUAAAAUGAACUUUAUUAUUAUUGCCAUCUGGUUCUAUGCACUAGUCUGUGCAACAAUAUUUAUUUUUGUUACCGAUUAUGAUCGCCGAGACUUAAUUGACUGUUCUGGGUUACUUUCUCAAACUCAUUUAGAUACUAGUUUAGUCUUGUCAGCAUUUUUUGCUGUAUUAAAUUCAUUAUUACCCUUACUGAUCAUCUUUAUAUGUUAUACAUGCAUCAUUAUUAAGUUGCGUAAUAUAAAUAUUCCAAUCGAAGACUCAAGAUACAAAUUACACGCGUUGAAAACCAUUAAAAAACGUAAUUUAAGCAUAAUUUCAAUAUUACUUAUCACGACGCUUUCCGCUUGUGGCACUAUACCCUAUGCUUUUAGUUACGUCUGGAUUUCGUUUCAAAAAACUUUGGAUCCAAAUUUCACUCAUAAACUGCUUUCUAAGUUUUCUAUGUUAUUUCGUGUAACUACCGUAAUGAUGUUUAUGCCAGAUCCUGACUAUGGACAUCUUAUUAGAUAUGAGCGUUUAGGAAACAAUUACAGAAAUAAAAUUUCUACUUUAGAGUUUAAUGACAAUGAGUUAAAUACCUGA